Molecule: messenger RNA, 3394 nt
Organism: Xiphophorus maculatus (southern platyfish)
Lineage: Eukaryota; Metazoa; Chordata; Actinopteri; Cyprinodontiformes; Poeciliidae
Gene: crata
Product: carnitine O-acetyltransferase-like
Exons: 14
Coding region: 179-2092 (637 amino acids)
Biological process (GO): carnitine metabolic process, CoA-linked
Cellular component (GO): peroxisome
Molecular function (GO): carnitine O-acetyltransferase activity
Source: RefSeq, a predicted model, not a curated record
CAGUGAAGUGUGUAGAAGCUGCUCUGCCUCGUCUCAGCAGUUUUUCCUCAGCAGGUUCCUUCAGGUGUUUCUCGGUUGAUUUGAGUUUCUUCUGAGGUUUUUCAGAAAUAAAACCCCGAGCUGAGCGGCUGAUCCUCCCCGGAUUCAGGUCACGGUUUGUGGGCGUAUCUGAGCCAGAAUGUUGGCUUUUUGCAGCAGAACUGUGUGGAAGGUUGCCAUGGUGAGACCCCGUCCCUUCGUGAGGCCGCGUCACCUGGUGAAGCCCGUCUCUGCCACCCGGGUGGCCGGCAGGUACCUGAGCCACCAGAGGGGGCUGCCGAGCCUGCCGGUGCCCCCGCUGCAGCAGACCUGCGAGCGCUACAUUACGGCCCUGGAGCCCAUCGUGGAGGCGGAGGAGCUGAGCCGGACCCGGCGGCUGGUCCAGCAGUUCCAGGAGGCCGGCGGCGUCGGGGAGCGGCUGCAGAAAGGCCUGGAGAGGCGGGGGAGGGACGCAGAGAACUGGCUCUCCCAGUGGUGGGUCCAGGUGGCCUACCUGGAGUACCGGCUGCCGGUGGUGGUCCACUCCAGUCCAGGCCUGGUUCUGCCCAGGAUGGACUUCAGGGACAAACAAGGACAGAUCAGGUUUGCUUCCAAACUGAUCGCUGGAGUUUUAGACUUCAAGACGAUGAUCGAUAAUGAGACUCUCCCAGUGGAGUUCCUGGGCGGGAAGCCUCUGUGUAUGAACCAGUACUACGAGGUUCUGUCGUCCUGCCGGAUCCCCGGCGUCAGCAGAGACUCUGUGGUGAACCACGCCCGGAGCUCCCAGCCCCCCAAACACAUCACCGUGGUCCACAACUUCCAGUUCUUCCAGCUGGACGUUUACCACAGCGAUGGGACGGCGCUGACUCCAGACCAGCUCUGUGUUCAGCUGGAGAAGAUCUGCAGAGCUUCACCGGAUCCCGGCGCUGAACCUGUCGGUAUCCUGACCACCCAACAUCGAGACGUCUGGGGGAAAUCCUACCUCAACCUGAUCAGAGACCCGACCAACAAAGCGUCGGUGUCGUCCAUCCAGAGGAGCAUCUUCACGUUGUGUCUGGAUGGAUCCACGUCUGGAGCAGCUGGAGAUCAGAGCCGCAGCGCUGCAGCCGUCCAGAUGCUGCAUGGCGGCGGCAGCCGGGGCUACAGCGCCAACCGCUGGUUCGACAAGACGCUGCAGUUCAUCGUGGGAGAAGACGGGACCUGCGGGGCGAACUACGAACACGCGCCGGCUGAAGGCCCGCCCAUCGUGGCGCUGAUCGACCAUGUGGUCGAGUUCACGAGGAAACCGGAGACGUCUUCGUCUCCUGCAGCGUCUCUUCCUGUCCCUCAUAAACUUCCCUUCAACGUCUCUCCAGAGGUGAAGAGGGACAUCGAGGCGGCCAAGGUCAGCAUGGACAGCCUGGCCCAGGACCUGGACAUGCGGGUCUCUGUGUUCGGACACUUUGGGAAAAACGUGCCGAAAUCCCACAGGAUGAGUCCGGAUGCGUUCAUCCAGGUCGGCCUGCAGCUCGCCUUCUACAGGAAGUACCGGCGCUGCUGCGCUACGUAUGAGAGCGCCUCGCUGCGGAUGUUCCGACUGGGUCGCACCGAUACGAUCCGAUCGGCCUCCAACGCCUCGGCUUCCUUCGUUAAGGCCUUCGACGAUCCCAGCAAGCAGAACCUGGAGAAAGUGGAUCUGAUGGAGAAAGCUGUGAAAGCCCACAGAUCGUACACCAACAUGGCGGUCAGCGGGCAGGCCAUCGACAGACACCUGCUGGGCCUGAAGCUGCAGGCGGCCGAGGAGAAGCUUCCCGUCCCCGAGAUCUUCAGAGAUCCAGCCUACGCUAAAGCUCUGCACUACCGACUGUCCACCAGCCAGGUCCCGUCCAAGACGGACUGCGUGAUGUGCUUCGGGCCGGUGGUAACCGACGGUUACGGCGUCUGCUACAACCCAAUGGACGACCACAUCAACUUCGCCGUGUCGGCGUUCAACAGCUGCGGGGAGACGGACGCCGGCGGCCUGGCGGCGGCCGUGGAGGACGCUCUGCUGGACAUGAAGGUUCUGCUGGACCGGACCCCCAGGUCCAAACUGUGACGGCUUCCUCAACCUGCAGGGGGCGCCGCUCUGAUCAGCUCGUCCACCAACACUCUGCACUUUAAGAUCCUCUGAUUCAGAUUAUCACAUGAAGCUCAACAGAAAAAUCAGCUGGAAACGUUUAAAUUCACCAGAAAUGACAAUGAGUUGAUUUAUUUCCUGAAAUAUUCAAAAUGUUUUAUAGGAAUCGUUCAAGUGCUGCAAAAACAAUCAGAUGAAGUUAAUAAUCAGCUGUUGGUCCUUAAACAUUUCACUGCACCUGUUUUUAUAUUUUCUGUUUCAAAUAAUUUAGUUUAAAAAGUCAGAAUGUCUGUUUACCUGAAGCCAGUUUGGUCCAACAUGUUCAUAAACAGUUUGUAAAAAGUUAGUCAAUAAUUAACAGCAAUAAUUUGGGUUAUUUACUUAUUGGAGGAAAUUUUCACCUUAAUAUUUAUUAAUUCCACAGUUUCAAACUAAACAUUGAUCAAAGUGUGAACUACAUAUUUAGUUUGUUGGUUAACCAACAAAUUAUUUAGCUUAGCCGCAUUUUUAGGUUGUAAACUAAACAUUUAGUUAAAUAUUUAGCUCCAAAUAUUUGGAAACUAAAUAUUGAUUUGGCAAGGUAAAUAUUGGUUGGCUAAUUACUUUAUUAGAGAUAAAUGUUUAGUUAUUUAGCUAAAUAAAUAUGUAGCUUCUAAGCUACAUAUUUAAUUUGCCUUGUAACUAUUUACUUUGGAGCUAACAUUUAAAAACAAAUGAAUAAAAGUGAAAAUAUGAUUUUAAAAAGUUUUCCCAAACUUUUUUUUCCUCUUAUAAAAGACUAAAUAAAUUUUUGUUAGUUUUUGUUUGGCUUCAUAUAAAGAGAAAAGUGUUGAGUUGACAGUUUUCUGAUCCAGUUUUACAGUUUUAAGGAAGACUCGACAUCAUGACCUCUGACCUCUGGAGCUCUGCUGGGUUUCUUCAGAACCUGGGAGGAGGUUCUGCCACAGAUUGGACCGGUUUCGGUCCAGUUGUUGUUUUGCUCUGAUUCCUCGCUCAGUUUAAACCAGAUUUAGUUUCAGCUGCUGAUCAUGAAGGUUUCUGUAGUUUUAUAAAAUGUUUACAGCGGCGGCCAUGUUUUCUUCCUGCUGCCAGAUUAAUGCAGCUCAUCUGAAUGAAAACGUUCGUUUAACAAUUUACUGAUAAUUUGUGGGUCAGUUUGUUUAAUGCAACAAUUAUUUUAACUGAAGUAAAUUAAUUUAACAUGAAGCUUGUUUGUGCUUAAAUAAUUGUACAAAUGAACUUUUUACCCUAAAAAUAAAUACAGAAUUUCUUUGUUACUUA